Acanthopagrus latus (yellowfin seabream) is the source of this 812-nucleotide messenger RNA. RefSeq names its product ubiquitin-fold modifier conjugating enzyme 1 (gene ufc1). The record is from RefSeq and is a predicted model, not a curated record. Gene Ontology annotation, cellular component: cytoplasm. The transcript has a single exon. Gene Ontology annotation, biological process: protein K69-linked ufmylation. NCBI's taxonomy places the organism in Eukaryota, Metazoa, Chordata, Actinopteri, Spariformes, Sparidae. Gene Ontology annotation, molecular function: UFM1 conjugating enzyme activity. The coding region runs from base 144 to 653 and encodes 169 amino acids.
CAUGCUGGAGCAGCUUCCGUGCGGCGACAAACCAGAAGUCCACGUCAGGACUCAGGUGAAAGCUGAAGACAUCCUGAGUGGACCCGAACCGAACAGUUUCACUUCGGACUCGGUUUAAACACAAACUUUCCUUUGGAGACAAAAUGGCGGACGAGGCCACGCGCAGGGCCGUGUCACAGAUCCCGCUGCUGAAGACGCACGCGGGCCCGCGGGAUGGCGCGCUGUGGCCGCAGCGGCUGAAGGAGGAGUACCAGGCUCUGAUCCACUUUGUGGAGCAGAACAAGGCGGCCGACAACGACUGGUUCCGCCUCGAGUCCAACCCAGACGGCACGCGCUGGUCCGGCACCUGCUGGUUCAUUCACGAGCUGCUGCGGUACGAGUUCCGGCUGGAGUUCGACAUCCCGGUGACAUACCCGGCCACGGCGCCGGAGGUGGCGGUCCCGGAGCUGGACGGGAAGACUGCGAAGAUGUACCGCGGAGGGAGGAUCUGCCUGACCGACCACUUCGCCCCGCUUUGGGCCCGGAACGCGCCACGCUUCGGCCUGGCGCACCUGAUGGCGCUGGGACUCGGACCGUGGCUCGCCGUGGAGAUCCCGGACUUGAUCAGCAAGGGGCUCGUGGUCCACAAGGAGCGAGAGGUCGCGGCGGAGUGACGUCACCGUCUCAGACUCUGAACACUGACAAACUGAACGACAGGACCGGAAACGAUUCGAGUGCCAUUCGGAGUAAAAAUGACGAAAAUAUGAACAGAGUCUGGUGGAGAGGUCUCUGAUGCACAGCUGACCGGAAAUAUUAAAUGUGUGAUGACGUAA